AUGUUUUUGCACUUAGUUGGUUGUUUGAAAGAAAAAGGAAGAGAUCUGAUUAUCCAUCAUACAUUUUUAAUACCUGGUCAUACACACAUGGAGGCAGAUACAAUUCAUGCAGCCAUUGAAAAACAAAAAAAACGUACAAUGAUAGAUAUUGAAUUGCCAAGAGACUGGGCUAUACUCAUAAGUUCAGUUCCAAGAAAGCCUCCAAUAAAUGUAAUACAAAUGGAGCAAUACAACUUUUUAAACUUCAAAGAGUUAAUUGGUAAAGUAUUUAUACAUAAAAAAAUUAAUAUUGAUGGUGAAGCUGUGGGGUGGAAUAAGAUUAGGUGGAUGAAGUACAUGACUAAUAAUUUUGGAAAUAUUUUAUAUAAACAUUCCUUCUCCUGUGAUGAAAACCAAACAUUUAAAAUAUUGGACUUAACAAAAAAAACCAGACGUUCUUGUGAACUACAUGCUCUACACACUAACCUUCUACCACUUGAAGCAAAAAAGUUAAAAUACUUACAGUCUUUAUUACCUUUUAUCAGUGAAUCAAGCCGUCCGUUUUACUAUUCAUUAAUAAACAACUCCACAACUUGUAGAUCAAGUGAAGAAGAAAGUGAUUAA
Messenger RNA from Macrosiphum euphorbiae (potato aphid), 603 nucleotides. Lineage: Eukaryota; Metazoa; Arthropoda; Insecta; Hemiptera; Aphididae. The record is from the annotation of a GenBank genome assembly.